GUACAUCCAUAUGUACAUCUAAAAGGUUCUAUUCAAUGUUAGUAAAACUGCAUAUUUCUGAAACCUUGGAGGAAAUAUACCGUCGCAUGAAAGCGCUAGUAGGGUAGGUACGCCUACAUGGUGCAGCUAGCAACAGUUCCCCUGGACAGGUACAGUACUUGCAGUACUGUAUGUACAUUUGGACCUCAGGCACAGGCCGAAACCUGCCGAAAACGUAAACGCCGCCUUUUUUCUCCCAAUACAACGCCGACUCCAACAUUGACGCGACUCCCUCCCUCUGCGCCUCACCCGGUUGCAUCAGCAAUACUCAAACAUAGCACAGCAUAAAUCAAGAAAUCUAUUGUUAUCUUACGGCAUCUUUUUCUUCCCCGACUUGCCCGCCGUCCUAUCGGCCGAGCUGUGUCUAUACUUGCAAAACCCUUACUUUUCCCCUCAAUUUCCGUAACAUGAACUAGGCCGCCUCUUCUCACACCAUUCCCCUGCGCGUAGCCGUCUCAGAACGCCAAAACGUCAUCAUGGCUAGCGCAAAUAGCAUCAAGGUCGUCGCCCGUUUUCGGCCGCAGAACAAGGUCGAGUUGGCAUCCGGCGGAGAGCCCAUUGUUUCUUUCGAUGGUCCCGACACAUGUGCCCUCAAUUCGGCAGAAGCUGCUGGUAGUUUCACGUUUGACCGCGUGUUUGAUAUGCAAGGCAAACAGGUUGAUAUAUUUGAUUACUCGAUCAAGCCCACCGUCGACGACAUCCUUAACGGUUACAAUGGAACAGUCUUUGCAUAUGGUCAGACGGGCGCAGGAAAAUCUUACACGAUGAUGGGAACGAGUAUAGAAGACGAGGAAGGAAAAGGUAUCACACCCCGCAUCGUGGAGCAAAUUUUCAGCAGUAUCAUGUCAAGUCCGCCGACUAUUGAAUAUACGGUUCGAGUCAGUUAUAUGGAAAUCUAUAUGGAGCGUAUCCGCGACUUGCUAGCGCCGCAGAAUGACAACCUGCCUGUUCACGAGGAGAAGAACCGUGGUGUCUACGUAAAAGGUCUUCUAGAGAUCUAUGUCUCGAGUGUAGAAGAGGUCUUUGAGGUUAUGAAGAGGGGUGGGAAUGCAAGAGCUGUCGCUGCCACUAACAUGAACCAAGAGUCCUCUCGCUCGCAUUCCAUUUUUGUUAUUACAAUAUCUCAGAAAAACCUCGAAACCGGUUCAAUGAAGAGCGGGCAGUUAUUCUUGGUCGACUUGGCUGGCAGCGAAAAGGUUGGCAAGACUGGUGCUAGCGGCCAGACUUUGGAGGAGGCGAAGAAGAUCAACAAGAGCUUGAGCGCCCUGGGAAUGGUCAUCAACGCACUUACCGACGGCAAAUCCUCACACAUUCCCUACCGAGAUUCCAAAUUAACGAGAAUUCUACAAGAGUCUCUUGGUGGAAAUAGCAGGACCACACUUAUCAUAAAUUGUUCACCAAGUAGCUACAACGAUGCUGAGACACUGAGUACCCUGCGGUUUGGUAUGAGAGCUAAAUCGAUUAAGAACAAGGCAAAGGUCAACGCCGAACUCAGUCCCGCCGAGCUUAAAGCUAUGCUCGCCAAGGCCAAAUCUAAUAUCACAACUUUUGAAACGUAUAUUUCAAAUCUCGAGGGGGAACUUCAACUAUGGCGCGGUGGCGAAACUGUCCCUAAGGAGCGAUGGGUGCAAGCAAUGUCAGCUGAUGGUGUUGUGAGCACACGGGCGGACACGAAAGCUCAUCGACCUUCGACUCCAUCUCGGUUAAUACCCGAAAGUCGUUCCGAAACGCCUGCAUUAACGGAACGUGCAGGAACUCCAAGUUUACCUUUAGAUAAGGACGAGAGAGAGGAGUUUCUCCGAAGAGAGAAUGAACUGCAAGAUCAAUUAGCAGAGAAGGAAUCAGCUGUUGCAACGGCCGAGAAGUCCCUCCAAGAAUCUAAGGAAGAACUAUCUUUCUUGAAGGAGCAUGACAGCAAGAUGGGCAAAGAGAACGAGCGGUUGACAACCGAGGUCAACGAGGCUAAAAUGCAGCUCGAGCGCCUCACUUUCGAAAGCAAGGAGGCCCAGAUUACGAUGGAUGCCUUGAAAGAGGCAAAUUCGGAACUAACCACAGAGCUGGAUGAGGUGAAACAACAGCUUCUGGAUAUUAAGAUGAGCGCUAAAGAGACAAGCGUCGUCUUGGACGAUAAGGAGAAGAAAAAGGCCGAGAAGAUGGCUAAGAUGAUGGCAGGGUUCGAUCUUGGUGGAGAAGCAUUCAGUGCUAAUGAGCAAUCAAUAACCAACGCUAUUCAACAAGUCGAGGCCCUCUACGAGCAAAGCUCAUCAGGAGACCCUAUUCCACCGGAUGAUCUACAAGAUCUGAAGGCUAAGUUGGUGGAGACUCAAGGUAUCGUACGACAAGCGGAGCUGUCCCUACAUAGCGGUGUCCCAGGUUUGGCCAACGGCAAGACGAUGCAGCAGCAAAUCGCCGAGUUCGACGUCAUGAAGAAGAGCCUCAUGCGAGAUUUGCAGAACAGGUGCGAGAGAGUCGUUGAACUAGAAAUUUCGCUUGAUGAGACUCGAGAGCAGUAUAAUAAUGUACUACGGUCGUCUAACAAUCGUGCCCAACAAAAGAAGAUGGCGUUCCUUGAGCGUAAUUUAGAGCAAUUGACUCAGGUUCAACGACAACUCGUCGAACAAAACAGCAGUCUAAAGAAGGAGGUAGCCAUAGCUGAAAGAAAACUCAUUGCAAGGAACGAGCGUAUCUCUAGUUUAGAGAGCUUGCUGCAAGAUAGUCAGGAGAAGUUAACCGCCGCCAAUCACCGAUUCGAAUCACAACUUACUGCGGUUAAGGAGCGUCUCGAGGCGGCUAAGGCUGGAUCAACUCGUGGCUUAAACUCGCCGUCUGGCGCUGGUGGAUUCAGUUUUGCUAACGCGGGCAGUCGCAUUGCGAAACCUCUCCGUGGUGGAGGUGGCGCUGGAGAUGCACCAGCCCAAGUUCCAACCAUCGCCAACCUACAAAACGAAGGCAAUGCCGGUAAGAGAAGCAGCUGGUUUUUCCAGAAGUAGAACGAGGCGGACGACGAACGAGGACGCUAUCGACUUAAGAGCUAAACGGGGCCGAACCACACGACACGACAGAAAAAGCCAGUAUCAAAAUCCUAGAUUGUUCAGGGUUUUCAAUCAUGUCUAAAGGGUAUAUAAGGAGCGUGGUUUUGUUCGACGAUAUGGAUAGAGGAUUAUACCCAAAAUCAACCUGGUUUUCCCCACCAUUCCGUUCUCCCUUGUGUUGAAGCUCGUCGGUUUUGAAGCGUCGGGCCUGAAACGCGAGAACACUAUUAUUGCCCCAUGCAUUGGAGUAUAGGAAAACUCGAGUGUGUCGUUUAGAUGGCCGAGUUUACAAUUGAUGGCGAAUUACAUCUACGGAACGUAAGUCUAAUAGGUAGAAGGAAGAUGAGUGUGACAAAACUGCGCACGGCUUAUGAGAAUAAGGACACGAUGUGAUAUGCUCUUGUAUGCAUACAUUGGAAUUGGUCGAGGGGAGUUUGCGUAUUACUUUACAAUCACGACUGUAUGUUUGCUUACUUGUGUAAGUAAUUAAGGUACAGCAAGGCUAUGCAAUAUUAAGAUAGAUACUCAACUUGGUAAACACAUUACCUGUCUGUGGGCGUUUGCCUGGGUCCAUAAUUGAAAGAGAUCUGUGACUUGGAUUAACCUAGAUGGCCUGCUUAGGUAAGCGUCGCGUACCCGGUAA
Hypoxylon trugodes is the source of this 3714-nucleotide messenger RNA. RefSeq names its product kinesin-domain-containing protein. Bases 516 to 3029 code for a protein of 837 amino acids. Gene Ontology annotation, molecular function: microtubule motor activity; microtubule binding; ATP binding. The transcript is spliced from 4 exons. The record is from RefSeq and is a predicted model, not a curated record. Gene Ontology annotation, biological process: mitotic spindle organization; microtubule-based movement. NCBI's taxonomy places the organism in Eukaryota, Fungi, Ascomycota, Sordariomycetes, Xylariales, Hypoxylaceae.